AAGAGUCUUUGACCCUCAGAGUCUUAAUUUAGUUAGAGCAACUGAAAACACCCUUCAAAUGGUAUCUUUUACCCCUAGUUUUAUAGUCUUUAUUUUCCUUUUUUUGUGUGUGCGUCUUUUCACUUUUCUCAUGUGUCCUUUCAUCUUCAGCAAUUCUCUCUUCAUAUUCUAGAAAUCGAUUCGUUCUAUUCAAAUGAUUAAUAUUUCAUGAGAUAAUUAUUCGUUUGAGCCCUAUCUUCUUUUGUCAUGGGCAAAAUACACCCAUCAGAGGAGGGCAAAAUACACUCAGCAGAGUCCAGAGGAGAUUCUCAACUUACCAAUGUAUAUUUACUGUUGUUCUCUUCCUUUUAGGCGUCUGCACGCUUCGCAAGCUUUAAGCCUAUCUCUCUAGCGUGAAAGGCACCCCGCCCACAAAAAACCACUCUAGCCCUUAGCUCAACUCCACUUCCUCCCAAAUAAAGCCUAAUUUUUCUAACUAACCAGUGGGACUUUGGAAUAAUCCACUUGACUAGGAGAAGGGGAAGAGAACGUUUGUAAAUUUACCUCUAAUCGGAUUUUGAUUUCUAUUAUUUUAAGUUGGCAGAAAAUUCAUAGCGCUGUGGUUCUUAGCUCAAUAUAGGGAAUGGACUCAGAUAAAACAGUACGUGUACUCGUUUCCCUUUUCCUUACUUCAUCACCACCACCCCCUGCUCGCUUGGGGUCAUAUGCACCAGCCCAGUUCGCCCCGCCCCGCUCCCACGCAGGCGGGGAUUGGUCUCGCUGAGCCGGGUGGCGGGAAAGGCUGCGGCUGGGGGCCUGCGGGCCGUUGGCUCCGCGGGGAUCCUGAGGACCGGCGGGGAGCGGGCCUCAUCAUUUCUGUGUCCUGCUUCUACACAUCUUAUACCUCUCGUGGCCGGUCCACUGGUGUGUGGACUUGUACAUGAUGAAUUGUGAACUUCUAGCCACAUGUAGUGCCCUUGGGUACUUAGAGGGAGACACUUACCACAAAGAACCAGAUUGCUUAGAGAGUGUAAAGGAUUUGAUCCGCUACUUGAGGCAUGAGGAUGACACUCGCGAUGUGCGGCAACAGUUGGGGGCAGCCCAGAUCCUGCAGAGUGACCUUCUACCCAUCCUUACCCAACACCGCCAGGACAAGCCUCUCUUCGAUGCUGUUAUCAGGCUGAUGGUGAACUUGACACAACCAGCUUUGCUCUGUUUUGGCAGUGUGCCCAAAGAACCUAGCUUUCGUCACCAUUUUCUGCAGGUGCUAGCCUACUUGCAGGCCUACAAAGAGGCCUUUGCCAGUGAGAAGGCUUUUGGAGUCCUCAGUGAAACUUUGUAUGAGCUGCUACAGCUGGGCUGGGAGGAACGACAAGAGGAAGACAACUUGCUGAUUGAACGGAUCCUUCUCCUGGUCAGAAAUAUUCUCCAUGUUCCAGCCGACCUUGAUCAGGAAAAGAGGAUCGAUGAUGACGCCAGUGUCCAUGACCAGCUUCUCUGGGCAAUUCACCUCAGUGGCCUGGAUGACCUGCUUCUCUUUCUGGCCAGCUCACCUGCUGAGCAACAGUGGAGCCUGCAUGUGCUAGAGAUUGUCUCCCUUAUGUUUCGUGACCAGAACCCUGAACAGCUGGCGGGAGUAGGACAGGGGCGCUUAGCUAAGGAGCGGAGCACAGAUGUGGCAGAACUGGAGGUAUUACGCCAGAGGGAAAUGGCAGAAAAGAAGACUCGAGCCCUUCAGCGAAGCAACAGACAUUCUCGAUUUGGGGGCUCCUACAUUGUCCAGGGGUUGAAAUCCAUUGGGGAGAGGGACCUCAUCUUUCAUAAAGGUCUCCACAAUCUCCAAAACUACAGUUCAGAUUUGGGAAAGCAGCCCCGAAGGGUGCCUAAACGUCGGCAGGCUGCCCAGGAGCUGUCCAUUCAACGCCGCUCCGCCCUCAAUGUGAGACUCUUCCUCAGAGACUUCUGCUCUGAGUUUCUGGAGAACUGUUACAACCGGCUCAUGGGCUCAGUGAAGGAUCACCUGCUGCGAGAGAAGGCUCAGCAGCAUGAUGAGACCUACUACAUGUGGGCCUUGGCUUUCUUCAUGGCCUUCAACCGAGCUGCCUCCUUCCGGCCAGGCCUGGUUUCUGAGACCCUCAGUGUCCGUACCUUCCACUUCAUUGAGCAGAACCUCACCAACUACUAUGAAAUGAUGCUGACGGACCGCAAGGAAGCUGCCUCCUGGGCACGUCGGAUGCACCUGGCCCUGAAGGCCUAUCAGGAGCUGCUGGCCACAGUGAAUGAGAUGGACAUGUCCCCAGAUGAGGCUGUGAGGGAGAGCAGCCGCAUCAUCAAGAACAACAUUUUCUAUGUGAUGGAGUACCGAGAGCUGUUCCUGGCACUCUUUCGAAAGUUUGAUGAGAGAUGUCAGCCACGCUCUUUCCUUCGUGACUUGGUAGAAACCACUCACCUCUUCCUCAGGAUGUUGGAGCGGUUCUGUCGGAGCCGUGGGAAUCUGGUGGUGCAGAACAAACGAAAGAAAAGAAAGAAGAAAAGGAAGGUCCAAGAUCAGCCUGUUGCUUCUGGUAAUGUCUCCUAUAGCACAGGGGAACUAGAAGCUAUGUGGCCAUCCCUGGCCGAGCAGCUACAGUGCUAUGCCCAGGAUCCUGAGCUCAGUUUGGACUCCAUGGUUCCCUUUGAUGCGGCCUCAGAGGUGCCAGUGGAAGAGCAGCGGGCAGAAGCCAUGGUGCGGAUCCAAGACUGUCUCCUGGCUGGUCAGGCCCCACAGGCCCUAACCCUCCUUAGGUCUGCCCGGGAGGUGUGGGCAGAGGGAGAUGUGUUUGGCUGUCAAGACAUUUCUGCAGAGGAAGAGAUCCAGCUGCUGAAACAGAUUCUCUGUGCCCCGCUUCCCCGGCACCAGGGGCCAGAGGAACAAGGGGCAGAGGAAGAAGAGGAGGAGGAGGAGGAGGAGGAAGAGUUGCAAGCGGUCCAGGUGUCAGAAAAAGAAUUUAAUUUUCUGGACUACCUGAAACGUUUUGCAAGCUCGACUGUUGUGCGAGCCUAUGUGCUGCUGCUGCGGAGCUACCGACAGAACAGUGCCCACACUAACCACUGCAUUGUCAAGAUGCUGCACCGGCUGGCCCAUGACCUCAAAAUGGAAGCCCUCCUUUUCCAGCUCUCCCUCUUCUGCCUCUUCAACCGUCUGCUUAGUGACCCGGCUGCUGGGGCCUAUAAAGAGCUAGUGACUUUUGCCAAGUACAUCCUGGGCAAGUUCUUUGCGUUGGCUGCAGUCAACCAAAAAGCCUUUGUGGAGCUGCUGUUCUGGAAGAACACAGCUGUGGUUCGAGAGAUGGCCGAGGGCUAUGGCUCUCUGGAUGGCGGAUCUUCCAGUCGCAGACCCCCGGUGUGGAGCCCAGAGGAGGAGGCCCAGCUUCAGGAACUGUACCUCGCCCAUAAGGAUGUGGAAGGUCAGGAUGUGGUAGACACCAUCUUGGUGCACCUGAAAACCCCUCGGACACGCAAGCAAGUUAUCCACCAUCUGGUACGGCUGGGACUGGCCGACAGUGUCAAGGGCUUCCAAAGGAAAGGAACCCAUAUUGUACUGUGGACAGAAGAUCAGGAGCUGGAGCUGCAGCGGCUUUUUGAGGAGUUCCAGGACUCAGAUGAUGUGCUAGGUCAUAUCAUGAAGAAUAUCACAGCCAAACGCUCACGGGCCCGAAUAGUGGAUAAGCUGCUGGCUCUGGGGCUGGUGGCUGAGCGACGGGAGCUAUAUAAGAAACGCCGGAAGAAGCCAGCACCCUCGAGCUCGCCUAAUGGAGAGGAGUCCCUGAAAGAUUUUUGCCAGGAAGAUCUGGAAGAAGAGGAAAUCCUGCCAGAGGAAGAGAGUGAAGAAGAUGAAGAGAAAGAGGAGGACUCAGAAGCAGAGCAAGCCCAGGGUAGCUUAGUGCUUUCAACUGAAAACCUUGGGCAAAGCCUGUAUCAGGAAGGCUUUUCUGCUCCCCUUCUGUGGCUCCAGAACUGCCUGAUUCGAGUAGCAGAUGAUCGAGAAGAGGAUGGCUGCUCGCAGGCAGUGCCUUUGGUGCCGCUGACAGAAGAAAAUGAGGAAGCAAUGGAAAAUGAACAGUUUCAACGGCUGUUGCGCAAGCUAGGAGUUCGGCCUCCUUCCUCUGGGCAGGAAACCUUCUGGAGGAUUCCAGCCAAGCUGAGUCCUUCCCAGCUCCGGAGGAUAGCAGCUUCUUUGAGUCAGCCAGAGGAGGAGCAAAAACUUCGGCCAGGACUAGAACCGAAAGUCCCUGGAGAGCAAAACCCUGAGGAGGAGCACCAAAAGGAACAGCGAGCACAAGCCCUGAGGGCCCUCCAGUUGGCCCGGAAAAAGAAAGCUGGCCUGGUGUCCCCCAGCGGGGAAGGGACCACUGGUGAGAAAGAACAGCUGCAAAUGGUACCCAGGAAGCGACAACUGCUGGACAGCGAUGAAGAACAGGAGGAGGAUGAGGGCAGGAACAAAGCACCAGAGUCCAGAGCUCCAGGAAUCGAAAAGAAGAAACGGUUUCAAAUUGAGGAUGAAGAUGAGAAUGACUGAAGAGCCAGAAGCUUUGGGGUAGAGAAGACAUGAAAACAUUCUCACCUCAAGAUCCUUUGUCUAGGAUAAAUCUUCAGGAUGACAAGUGUAUACAGCAGGAAGAAGCAGGAGCCACAAAGGGUGCAAGAGCCAGUUUUCCAGCAUGGAGCAGAGUGGAGGAUAAAGUCUGGGCAAGAAAGAGAUGAAUAAAUACUGCAAAUGCCGUGUCUUUUCCUGUUCUUGGGAACCAUCAGCUUUCUGGCUCCCCAUGUUUCUAGCUAAUGUGGGAUGAAGGAGACAUUCCAAAAAUAGCUAUUGAGAUCAGGGAUAGCCCUAGGUAAAGGAUGCAUUUGGAUUGUCUUGUUCUUCUGACUUGGUGUUUUUCCUCCCACAGCCUCUAAAGAUAGGAGUGAAGCUACCUCUGGGUAAUUGAAGUUUCCAAGGGCUAAGACAUUUCCUAGCUUGGUCUGGUCUUGGUGUAUCUUUAUCCCAAGCCUUUCCCUACUUCCCAACCUGAGCACUUCAGCAGGGCCGUUCCGGCUCCUUUGUUGUGUCUUGCUGUCCGCAUUGGCUGUCUUUCCAAGAAAUGCCCCCAAAGGGGCUCUGACCUGCCAGGCUUCUUUGAAACUUCUAGCCCCAAUUUCUUUUACUGGUUUCUCUUAUCAAGUAUAGACCAUUUGCUGUGAUUGGGCACAAAAGUAUUGCUAUCCUUUUCCAUUUAUUUACCCUGUAGUUUUGAAAUUUUUAAAUGAAAAGAGGAAUAAAAAGCUACUUUUACAUA
Molecule: messenger RNA, 5297 nt
Organism: Neofelis nebulosa (Clouded leopard)
Lineage: Eukaryota; Metazoa; Chordata; Mammalia; Carnivora; Felidae
Gene: TIMELESS
Product: timeless circadian regulator
Exons: 30
Coding region: 920-4537 (1205 amino acids)
Biological process (GO): replication fork arrest; DNA repair; DNA replication checkpoint signaling
Cellular component (GO): replication fork protection complex
Molecular function (GO): DNA binding
Source: RefSeq, a predicted model, not a curated record